GCACUAUCGAACCCGGCUGAAUUAAUAUAUACCGGAAGAAAAAGAAAUCCAAAAUUGUGCAGCCAAAACGAUAUUGGAUACAUAUCGAGGACAAAGCAUAAAAAAACCAAAAGCAUUCACAAACCAGGAAAAAGUCAAGUAAAACGAAAAUAGAAACGGAAAAUUAUGAUACCCUCAUCCUACCAUGUGGGCGCUAACGACCAGCCGACUAACCUGGGCGCCGACCUCAGACAGGACUAGAAUAGAAUGUGCAUACAUGCGCCGACACCGAGGAAUUAUCCGACUGGAGUCAAUCACAACCCCCGAGACGGAGAGAACAGUGCGCUGCGUUGCUCUGGCGUCCACGGUACAUUGGUUAGCCCCCAGGAUACCGGCGACUAAACUCCUAACCAACUGGGCUAGGUCUUCUACUAAACUAGCUGUAGCUGCGACAACUAGUAUCCAUAGGCAUAAUGAUAGUGAGCCUUGUGGUCUAGGGUCGUUGAUCUACAAUACGCGCGGUGGCCCGCUCUUAGACUUCCCCUCUCUUUGCUUCCGUGCUUUUGCUGGGGGCUCUGUGGAGAUUGAGUAUUUUAGUAUUUACUGGGGCCAUGAGGCACAUGCAAGCCCAUUAGGGAUCGUCUGUGCCUCAGUUGGUGUCCGUUUUGCGUGCAUGGGUGGCUUGGUCUUGGUUCUUACGGCGUGCUUGUGGUUGGGACAGACUAUGCGAAUGGACGAGGACACAUUCUGGGUCGUCGGCACGUGUGGAUUCUUCGUGGUUCUUCCGCUCCCCAGCGCCCUUCUCCUGGUUUGCGAACCGAGUUGAGUUGGAUCUGGGGAUGCGGAGGUCUGUACUUUUGUGCGGGCGGCCGAGAGCGAAGACUACCUGCCAGAGACAUCUAAUCGAAGCGUGGGAUGAUAGUGUCUGUACGAUGACACCCCACGGGAGAGGCUCGGAAGGAUCGGUCAAGCUUCAUUAAGGCAGACUUCCGUACUAUAUCCAAGGUCGUAUGCGCAACACGAUAUGAUCGGCAAUCCAGAACUAGGUUAAUAGCAAGCAAGCAAACUAGGUCAACACGACAGA
Molecule: messenger RNA, 1063 nt
Organism: Aspergillus campestris IBT 28561
Lineage: Eukaryota; Fungi; Ascomycota; Eurotiomycetes; Eurotiales; Aspergillaceae
Exons: 1
Coding region: 185-805 (206 amino acids)
Source: RefSeq, a predicted model, not a curated record